Myodes glareolus (Bank vole) is the source of this 1109-nucleotide messenger RNA. The record is from RefSeq and is a predicted model, not a curated record. Lineage: Eukaryota; Metazoa; Chordata; Mammalia; Rodentia; Cricetidae.
CCAUGGUCACCGCUGACUCCAAGUACUGCUACGGUCCCCAAGGCAGCAGGAGCCCGUAUAUCCCCCCCCAAACGGCCCUGUGCCUGGAAGUCACCCUGAAGAUGGCAGAGGAUGGACCUGACCUAGAGAUGCUGAGUGGGCAGGAGCGUGUGGCUCUGGCCAACCGCAAGCGGGAGUGUGGCAAUGCCCACUACCAGCGUGCUGACUUUGUGCUGGCUGCUAACUCCUAUGACUUGGCCAUCAAGGCCAUCACCUCCAGUGCCAAAGUGGACAUGACCUGUGAGGAAGAGGAGCAGCUGCUACAACUGAAGGUCAAGUGUCUGAACAACCUUGCAGCAUCGCAGCUGAAGCUGGACCACUACCGUGCAGCACUGCGCUCCUGCAGCCAGGUGCUUGAGCACCAGCCCGACAACAUCAAGGCACUGUUCCGCAUGGGCAAGGUGCUGGCUCAGCAAGGAGAAUAUAGUGAGGCCAUCCCCAUCCUGAGGGCUGCCCUGAAGCUGGAACCUUCCAACAAGACGAUCCAUGCGGAGCUCUCAAAGCUGGUAAAGAAGCGCGCUGCACAGCGGAGCACAGAGAUCGCCCUGUACCGAAAGAUGCUGGGCAACCCCAGCCGGCUGCCCGCCAAGUGUCCGGGCAAGGGGACCUGGUCCAUCCCAUGGAAGUGGCUGUUUGGGGCGACUGCUGUGGCCCUGGGGGGCAUGGCUCUCUCUGUGGUCAUUGCUGCCAGGAAUUGACUGCCCCCCUGCACACCUGGACCCCAACCUGUGCUCCCCAACUUCCCCCAGGCUCCCUGUCCACUGCCCUCCCUGGCCGAGCCACCUCCUCUGGGUUGGGGGAGCAAGGAUUGAGGGUCACACACACCAACAAGCAGGAAGGACUGAGGCCCUGAAGGGGGACAUGGGGUACAGCCCAGGUGGAGGGGCCCCGUUGCUCCGGACCCAACUGUCUCUGUUCCACAUCCCUGCCCUCUGGGCUGUGGCCUCAGUUUUUCCCUCUCAUUAGGCCUGGGGCAGCCCUUACUACUAGUCCUGCCUACCUGCCCCCUGUCCAGGCUCCCCCACAGUGAAUGAAAUAAAGCCUCAUCCCACAAAAAAAAAAAAAAAAAA